UUCCUGGCAUAGCAGCCGCUCGCUCAGCCCAGCCUCCUUGGCUCUCAUUACAGCUGGCGGGGGCCGGCGCGGCGCUCAGUGCCUGCCAGCAGCCGCGGGGGCAGGAUCUCUGCGAGCUGCACGCACACGGCGAGCCGGCCGAGCGCGGAGCGAGCCUCUCCUCCCCCGGCUCUGCAGCAAGGCUGCUCUGCUUCGGCUCCUUGGGUGCUGCCAGAUCCUUGGGAUUGUAUUGUGUCUACUGUUCCUGGUGGCAGCCCCUUGCCAAUCGACUAGCUGAGGAUGAGGACGGCGGAGGAUUCCUCUGGGACGGUCCUGCACCGGCUCAUCCAGGAGCAGCUGAGAUACGGGAACCUCACAGAGAACCGCACGCUGCUGGCUAUUCAGCAGCAGGCGUUGCGUGGAGGUGGGAGCACGGGCAGCCCUCGCUCCUCACUGGAAAGUCUCACCCAAGAAGAGAGCCAGAUGGUCCAGCAGUCCACACGGCAGGAGCCCCAGGGCCAGGAGCACCACUGCGACCACAUCUACCUGGAGAACAAUGUGUAUCGGCUCCACCAGCCUCAGCACAAGGGCGAGGAGCUCCCCACCUAUGAGGAGGCCAAAGUGCAUUCCCAGUACUAUGCCUCACAGCGAGGACAGCAGGCUGGGGUGCCCUGUCCAGGUGCCCCCGCUGAGCCUGGCCAACGCAGGGCCUAUGCCCCUGACAGCAGCAGCAAGCGGCAGGACGAGUCACUAAAGGAGCUGAAGCAUGGGCAUGUGAGGUCAUUGAGUGAACGCCUCAUGCAAAUGUCGCUGGAGAGGAAUGGAGCCAAGGCCCAGAACCACAUGAGCUCCUCCCACAGUUAUCCCCAGCUAUCGAGGCACUUCCAGCUGUCAGCCCCAAGAGGGCAGCAUGCCGAGGGGAUGGAGCCACGGGGUCCCCCUCCAGAGUACCCCUACAUCAUCCCCCCCCAGGAGCCUGCAGUUGGUUACCUGGCAGAUCCCAGGCACUGCUCCAGGGAAGGGCCAGGAUUUCAGCAUCCUGAAGUCAGGGUGAUGCAGGCCCAUAUGUCCCAGGCUUUCCUGCCCCAGCAGGCUGCUCUGUGUCACGGCCCACUGGGCUCCCUUACACCAGCUGGGAUGGAGGCUCUGAUGACAGCCCAAGCCGCAUCGGCCAGCAGCCACUUGGCCCAAAUGGAGACAGUCCUGAGGGAGAAAGAGAAGCUGCUGAGGGAGAGUGAGACGCUCCAGAGGGAAAACGAAAAGCUGCGGCGGGAGCUUGAGAGCUGCAGUAAAAAAGCGAGCCGGAUUCAGAAGCUGGAAACAGAGAUUCAGCGAAUCUCCGAGGACUACGAAAACCUGAUGAAGGCAUCUUCCAAGCGAGAGGCAUUGGAGAAAACCAUGAGGAACAAGAAGGAUGGGGAGAUGCGGCGGCUUCAGGAUUUCAACCGGGAUCUGAAAGAACGGUUGGAAUCUGCAAACAAACAGCUGGCCAGCAAGCAGCAGGAGAACCCAGAAGGCAGCCAGGGGACUGUGGCAAAACUGCUUGCACAAAGCUAUGAGCACCAGCAGGAGAAAGAGAAGCUGGAACGGGAGAUUUCACGACUGCGCAGUGCCAACGAGGACCAGCGCCGGCGGGCGGAGCUGCUGGAGCAGGCACUAAGCAACGCCCAGACACGGGCAGCUAAGACCGAGGACGAGCUGAGGAGGAAGCGGGCGUACGUGGAGAAGGUGGAGAGGCUGCAGCAGGCCCUGGGCCAGCUCCAGGCUGCCUGCGAAAAGCGUGAGCAGCUGGAACUGCGUCUCCGCACCCGCCUGGAGCAGGAGCUGAAGAUGCUGCGGGCCCAGCAGAGACAGGUGGGAGCCCCGACUGGAGGAUCCCCAGAGCUGAGUGCCCACAUGCUGGCCGAACAGUUGAGAGAGAAGGAAGAAAAGAUCCUAGCCCUGGAGGCAGACAUGACCAAGUGGGAGCAGAAGUAUCUGGAGGAAUGCACCAUGAGGCAGUUUGCCAUGGAUGCAGCUGCCACCGCUGCUGCACAGCGGGACACGACUAUCAUCAACCACUCCCCGCGUCACUCCCCCAAUAACAGCUUUGACGAGGAUCUCCUCUUGGCCAAUCACAAGCACCAGGAGAUGGAAAACAGGUUAAAAGCACUUCAUGCCCAAAUAUUGGAGAAGGAUGCAGUCAUCAAAAUUCUGCAGCAGCGCUCGCGGAAGGAUCCCAGCAAGACUCUGCAGGGCUCCCUUCGGCCAGCCAAAUCUGUGCCAUCCGUCUUUGCUGCCUCGGGGGCCCAGAAUUGGCCGGGGGCCACCCACAGUGAACGGUUGGUCGAGGGCCCUUCCAGAGGGAGUCCAGCAGGCAAAGUCCUGGUGGAGGAGACGCCCAGCCCAUCUCCUUGCAGCCCUCUCCCCUUCCACUCCAAACGUGGCAGCAAAGAUGGGAGCACCCAGACGGAUGGCGUGCCUGAGAGCAGCCUUGGCAGUCCGGGCGAGGGGCCUGGUGCCCAGCUUGACAGCAGCCCAGCGCACUCCAUGGAGACCAUGUCUGCUGCCAGGACCAUCAGCCUGUCAGACAUGGUGGAAAUUCUAAUCUGAGGAAGGGCAGGUGCCCACCAUCUUCUCUGUCCCUGCACGCUGGCCUGGUCAGAGGAGAGAUCUGCUGGGGAAAGUGCCGAUUCAGGAGCCAUUCGGUUACUGGGAUCCUGGCUGGGCUUGUGGUGUGGAGAGUUCCUGGACAAAAGGAGUUUGGGGGAGGACUGCAGGAGAGCAUGCAGCAUAGCCACAGAGCGAGGGCUGGGAGGGAAGCUGCCACUGUGGUUUGCAUCCAUCAGCUGCCAUUUAUCUCGCCCACUUUCCAUCACAGCAGAGCUCAUUUGCUACUUGUUCCAUCUACCCUGUUGGGCCAGCCCAUGUGCAGUGCACCUGUACUUGGGAAGGACUGUCCCAAGUUCCCUUUGUGACAUACCAGCGACAGGAAAGAAGGAAGGAGGGUCUGAAAGUGAAGAGGCACAGAGCCCUCCCCUGCUCCCCAUCUGUGACCUGGAGGAGGGCAGCAUGCUGAGCAUUGCUAGAAACUGAUCCUGGAAGGACGGGCGUGCCUGUUUCGUUGGACACCCCGUUGGUACCCGCUCUCCAAGGUCAAGCUGCCGGGAGUAGCUCUUGUAUUAUGCUGGCGAGGCCAGAAUUCCUGCCCCUCCCCAUGCCUCCCAACCCACCUUUCCCCUCCUGUUGAGAGGACUGGAAAUGCUUUGGGUGAAGGUGUUUUUGCGUAGCCAGCUGGUGCCCAGUGGCUGGUCCCCAGAGGCACUUCUCCUGGGGAGGCUGCAGUGCUGGCAGCUUGCAGCCCAUUAGGGUGUGUGAGGAGGUGAGGGAGGGGGCAGGACAGGCUCUGUAAAUAACUCCCUGUUUUGUAAACAAAAGCAAACCCUGUAUUUAUCAUUUCAAUUUCCUCCCUGCCAUGGCCUUUGUCCCUCCUGCCCCCUUUCCUGCUCUCUGUGGAACCUUUCUCGCCCCUUAGCCGUUCACCCUCCCUCGCUUGUCUCUCCUUUGGCUCUCUAGGCCUGUGCUUGUUCUCUUCCUCCAUUUCAUAUCCUGUUUGUCACCAGAGUUAAAUAUCCCUCAUUGGCAUCCAUCAGAUUCCAUUUCCUUUGGGGCACUUUCCCAUGAUUCCUCCAACUGGAAUUUCCCUUCUGUUUGUUUCAAUACCCGCUGAGUAUGUGUUUGAGCUCCUGAGCUGCUCUCAUUUGGGGAAGGAGCAGAUCCUCAGCUGAUGUAAAUCAGAACAGCUCCAUCAAAUCAGAAGAGCUAAAUGAGGCUGCCCGAGCACCAGACUCAGACUCUCAUGACGUAUGUGCAUCAGUAGCACCAUUCACGGCCAUGUGCAAACACAGUGCUCAAGAGGGUAAAGGAUUGCAGGAUGGAAGCCUUUAUAAAUACCAGAAGCUCUGUGUAUGUUUCAGCUGAAGGGAGCUUGUGUUUAUGCAAAAAAAUAAACAAGGGGGUUAAGGGUGGAUGGGGGGAGGGAGGGAAUGAAACUGGAGAUGAAAAAACACACUCCCAAUGUGAAACAAACAUGUCUGAUUUUCUUGUGGAGGAGUUGAUUUCCCCCCCUUCCUGGAACUGCACCGAGAUAUACUCACUCACUUAUUCACAGUUCUCAUACACCCCCUUGUCUACUGACAGCUGGCUUUUGACAGUAGCCAAUUCUGAUUUUAAUUGAGAGUUUCUCAAUCCACUGAACUCCAACGCUUUCUUCCCUUGGCCUUCAUAUAUAAAUAUAUACUUCCUUUAAACAUCUGUGCAUUUGCUGGACAACUGCAUUUUUUUAUUUUCUCCCCCAGACAUGUAAAAAAUGUGUUUGGAUCUGGUGCAUUGUUUACAAUUGCAAAACAAAAACUAUGAAAGAGAAAAAAACAACUUAAUAUAUUUUAUAUUAAUAUUGGUAUUUCUUUAAGUAUUUUUUUUUGUGCUGUGAACUUUUUUCUGCCAAAGACAAUGAGGUUUUUUUCGUUUGUGCGUUUUUAAGUUAUCUUAAGUAUUUAAAUGUAAACCUGGCUGUUUUGUUAUGCUGUCCUAUACCGAGAUUGCUGUAGCAUUCCACUUGGUAUAACAAUAUUUUAA
Molecule: messenger RNA, 4596 nt
Organism: Caretta caretta (loggerhead turtle)
Lineage: Eukaryota; Metazoa; Chordata; Testudines; Cheloniidae
Gene: AMOTL2
Product: angiomotin like 2
Biological process (GO): establishment of cell polarity involved in ameboidal cell migration; angiogenesis; actin cytoskeleton organization
Cellular component (GO): bicellular tight junction; plasma membrane; cytoplasmic vesicle
Source: RefSeq, a predicted model, not a curated record